Messenger RNA from Pogona vitticeps (central bearded dragon), 489 nucleotides. The record is from RefSeq and is a predicted model, not a curated record. NCBI's taxonomy places the organism in Eukaryota, Metazoa, Chordata, Lepidosauria, Squamata, Agamidae.
UUGACAUUGUCUGUACCGCUUUAUUUCUAGACUGGUGGUUUUUCAGAGACCACUGUUGAAAUAAUAUUUUUGUGAGAUUUGUGCGUGAACGGAGAGGAAAUGAACAAAAUCACCUGGUUAUGUGUUUUUGGACUGGUCAUAGCGGCUACACUUCCCACUAGUUGGCAAAUGGCUAUUGAAUCACGGUUGGUUUCUGAAGAGGAAAAUGGAGCUGAACACUUCCUUGCCAAAGCUAAGCGACACAAUGAAGGAACAUAUGGCAGUGACUACACUGAACUCAUGGACAGGGAGAAAGCAAGGGAAUUUGUGCAAUGGCUUAUUAAUCAAGGCGCUACAGUUCCUCCAGGUUUAGUUUGAACUCUGGAGCAGACGUUGUCUGAGCUUUGAUGGCCACCUUCAACAAACAGCAAGAGUUUCCUUUUCUUUAGUCCAAAUUGGAAAAUGAUAAAUACUUAAGUGAUAAAUAAAAUGAGGCCAUCAAAACAUUGA